AUGGCAAAUCUAAAUAUUGUUUUCAUGUUUUUCUGCUCUCUUCUUCUUGUGGUGUUUGUUUCUGGUAAUUCGUACCCAUUCUUUAGUAAGAUUCAAUUGCCACCAGGAGUCACGGGUCCCGAGUCAGCCGCCUUCGACGCAGCUGGAGGAGGACCCUAUGUUAGCGUCACUGACGGUAGGGUCCUCAAGUGGGAUAGCAAACUCAAUGUUUUUGUAGAAUUCGCCUACACUGCACCAAAUAGGUGCGAUGGAACAACUGAUCCAAAUAUGGGGCCUAUAUGUGGGAGACCGUUGGGUCUAAGCUUCUACUAUGCAACGGGGUUUCUUUACAUUGUUGAUGCUUACUUUGGGUUCCUAGUGGUAGGCCCUCAAGGAGGCCUUGCACUUCAACUUGCCACUAGUGCAGAAGGUGUGCCUUUCAAGUUCACCGAUGGCGUAGAUGUCGACCAGCAAUCUGGACUCGUUUUUUUCACCCAUGCUAGCGAAACCUUCAACUUGUGGAAUGCAACACAACCGGGUUUUAAACCUGACUCAACUGGAAGGUUGCUAAAAUAUGACCCAGUGACUAAACAAGUUAUCGUGUUGCUAAGAGGGCUAGCAGGGGCAGGUGGCCCGGCUGUGAGCUUCGAUAGCUCUUUCGUCCUGGUUUCAGAGUACGUCAGUAAGAGAAUUCAAAAGUUUUGGCUCACAGGGGUUAAAGCUAACACCGCUGAGAUUCUAAUUAACCUUCCUGGAAAUCCGAGUAAAAUUAAGAGGAGUGAUACGGAAGGAGAAUAUUGGGUAGCACUGAAUGUAAUUAGUCAACAGCCGAUAUUAUUUACUGCGCCACAGGGUCUGAGGAUUAAUGGACUCGGAAUGUUGCUAGAGACUCUUCCUCUUGUUACAGGGUAUUUCAAUGCAUCUAUCGCUGUAGUGCAAGAACAUAAUUCUGCAUUAUACAUCGGCUCUCGCGAUACUGAUUUCGUCGGGGUGUUCAAGAAAGGGCCAUGAAUUAUCGAUGCUAGCGGUGUGUGAGAUGUUAAAUUAACGACUACAAGUACUAAAUAAAAGUUGCUCUGAAAGAACUAUAUGGAGCUACCAAAA
Molecule: messenger RNA, 1083 nt
Organism: Rhododendron vialii
Lineage: Eukaryota; Viridiplantae; Streptophyta; Magnoliopsida; Ericales; Ericaceae
Product: protein STRICTOSIDINE SYNTHASE-LIKE 12-like
Exons: 3
Coding region: 1-990 (329 amino acids)
Biological process (GO): biosynthetic process
Molecular function (GO): strictosidine synthase activity
Source: RefSeq, a predicted model, not a curated record